This is a messenger RNA of Eremomyces bilateralis CBS 781.70, 663 nucleotides long. RefSeq names its product cutinase. Gene Ontology annotation, biological process: carbohydrate catabolic process. The transcript is spliced from 3 exons. Bases 1 to 663 code for a protein of 220 amino acids. Lineage: Eukaryota; Fungi; Ascomycota; Dothideomycetes; Eremomycetales; Eremomycetaceae. Gene Ontology annotation, cellular component: extracellular region. Gene Ontology annotation, molecular function: cutinase activity. The record is from RefSeq and is a predicted model, not a curated record.
AUGGAAAACUUGCGGAUUCUCCAGAGCGAAGGGCGCAUACCCGCAAAUGACACAUUGGAACCACCUACUCUCUCUACUCGUGGUGCCAAAGAGCAGUUCGAUGUCAGACAGCUAUCCGGUUCGGGUUGCAAGCCCUACACUCUCAUAUAUGCCAGGGGUACCUUCGAGCCUGGAGCUUUUGGUAUUAGUGUGGGUCCACAGCUAACGCACGGAAUUUCGUUGAAGAUGCCAGGACAGUGGAAAGGGGUUGGUGUGGAAAAGGGUUAUGAUGCAGACUUGGCAGGCAACGCCUGUGGUGGUAUUCCCGGCGGCAUUGCCUUGAUGCGAUAUCUCGAAGCUGAGGUGCAGAAAUGUCCCCAGACCAAGAUCAUGGUCGCUGGUUAUUCUCAAGGUGCCAUGGCUGUUCAUAAUGGAUUGGCAUACUCCCGCCCAGAAGCGAAAGCCAAUGUCAUUGGUGCUGUUGUGUAUGGUGAUCCAAUGAAGGGAGCUCGGAUUAUUGGUUUCCCUUCGGAGAAACUGCAAACCUACUGCGCUGCUGACGACCCUGUGUGCGAGGGAUAUGCCGCUAUCACACUUACACAUUUCUCGUACCUUGUUGGCUCUCCGUCGGAUGUCCAGAGAGGGGUCGAUUGGAUUGUCGCCGCUGCUAAGGAGGCGAAAUAG